This is a messenger RNA of Paramecium pentaurelia, 1707 nucleotides long. NCBI's taxonomy places the organism in Eukaryota, Ciliophora, Oligohymenophorea, Peniculida, Parameciidae. The record is from the annotation of a GenBank genome assembly.
AAUGCAGAAAUAAAACAUGAAAACACAUGAACUUCUUCAGAAAUGGGGACUUCAUAAUACAAAUGUAUUCAGAAAUCCUAGCGUUCCUCUAAUUUACUAGCUAUCAAUGUAAUCAACUGAACAAACAUCUACUAGACCAGAUUCUAUAAAUAGUACUGGUGCAUUAGUGGCAUAUUCUGGAAAGAAAUGUGGGUAAAUACAUUGUAUUAAUGAUGUAGUCGAGUACCAAAAGAUAAAAGAAUCAUCAAAGAUUAAGUAACAGAGUAAGAUGUAUGGUGGGGUGAUGUGAACAUACCUUUAAGUAGAGAAUCGUAUAAUGAAGUUGAAAAGAUAGCUUUGGAAUAUUUGGGAAGUAGAGAAAAAGUAAUCAAUCCUAUCAAAUAUAUUUUAGUUGUUUAUAAUUGACGGAUAUGCUGGUUGGGAUUCUAACCAUAGAUUAAGAAUUAGAGUAUUUUGCACUAGACCUUAUCAUGCCUUGUUUAUGAAGAAUAUGUUAAUCAAACCAACUGAAGAGGAGUUGAUGAAUGACUUUAACGGAGACGUUGAUUUUUAUAUAUUCAAUGCUGGACCUCAAAUAAUCCAAAAACCAAUUGAUGGAGUUACUUCUGAAGGAUGUGUAGCUGUGAAUCUAACUGAAAGGAAAAUGGUAAUUCUGGGUACCUAAUAUGCUGGAGAAAUGAAGAAAGGAGUCUUCGGAGUUACACAUUACCUAUUUCCAAAAUAAGGCAUCCUUACGUUACAUAGUUCAGCAAAUGAAGGAGAGAAUGGAGAUGUUACUUUAUUGUUUGGGUUAAGUGGAACAGGCAAAACUACUUUAAGUGCUGAUCCUAAGAGAAAAUUAAUAGGAGAUGAUGAACAUGCUUGGUCUGAUAAUGGAAUUUUUAAUAUUGAAGGUGGUUGUUAUGCUAAAUGUGUUGAUCUAUCUAAAGAAAAAGAGCCUGAAAUUUUCAAUGCAGUUAAAUUUGGAGCUGUUUUAGAAAACAUUGAAUAUUUUUCAAAUCAAACCAGAGAAGUAGAUUACUCAAAUAUCUCUAUUACUGAAAAUACAAGAGUGAGUUAUCCCUUAGAUUUCAUUCCAGGUACUAAAUUUCCAGCCUAAGGUGGACAUCCAAAAAAUAUAUUCUUUUUGACUUGUGAUGCUUAUGGUGUUUUACCUCCAGUCUCUAUGUUGACACCUGAAUAAGCUAUGUAUCAUUUUAUCUCUGGAUAUACUGCCAAAGUAGCAGGAACUGAGGUAGGUGUCAAAGAACCAUAAGCCACAUUCUCUGCUUGUUUUGGAGAAGCUUUCUUAGCAUUGCAUCCAACUCUCUAUGCUAAUAUGCUUGCUGAAAAAAUCAAGAAAUUUGAUACAAAAGUCUGGUUAAUCAACACUGGCUGGUCUGGUGGAAAAUAUGGAGUUGGAUAGAGAAUGUCAUUGAAAUAUACAAGAGCUAUUAUAGACCUUAUCCAUAGUGGAGAAUUAAAAGAUGCUGAAUUUGAAAAUUUUGCUAUUUUCAAUUUCAGAAUACCUAAGGCUGCCAAGAAUAUUCCUUCAGAAAUUCUUAAUCCAAGAAAUACAUGGAAGUAUCUUUUUUAUUUAAAAUAUUUAGUAAUCCAGAUGAAUUUGAUAAACAAUUAUAAGAAUUAGCUUAAAAAUUUUAGAUCAAUUUCAAAAAAUAUGAAGAUAAAGCAACCAUAGAAAUUAUUAAUGCAGGUCCAAAACUGUGA